Messenger RNA from Amphimedon queenslandica, 487 nucleotides. RefSeq names its product magnesium transporter protein 1-like. The coding region runs from base 126 to 470 and encodes 114 amino acids. The transcript is spliced from 6 exons. Gene Ontology annotation, cellular component: oligosaccharyltransferase complex. The record is from RefSeq and is a predicted model, not a curated record. Lineage: Eukaryota; Metazoa; Porifera; Demospongiae; Haplosclerida; Niphatidae.
AGAGGAAGAAUGAAGACAAAUACGACAUAACCAGGUUUGGUUUUACAUGUGAACCACUUGCUAACUGGGUAGCUGAUAGAACCGGAGUUAAAAUAUCAAUUGUUCGUCCUCCUAAUUUCACUGUCAUGUUAAUAUGGAUUCCAUUGCUUGUUGUAGCUGCUGUUGUUGGAUACUUGAAACGUGAGAACUUACAUUAUUUCUACGACUCUAGACUCUGGGCCACUAUUGCUAUGGCCUGGAUAUUUAUCAUGUUAUCUGGUCAGAUGUGGAAUCACAUUAGAGGUCCUCCUUUCUCUCACCGCAAUCACCAAACAGGCCAAGUUGGGUACUUCAGUGGAACCAGUCAGUACCAGUUCAUUGCCGAGACUUACAUUAUAAUGCUCCUGUAUGCUGUUCUUAGUAUUGGUAUGGUACUGAUGGGGGACAAGUUUAAAGUGUUUGAAGAGAUGGGGAUUCAGAAAUGUAAGUAAAACCCUCUCACUCUAAC